GUCGAACGGGUUGGCCGAGAAUGCCAACCGUAUGAUUAAAACCGCCCUUCGCAGGAACUUAGCGGCACAGGACACGCGUCCUUGGCCCGAGAUCGUAUAUCAGAUCGUUGGGAUCCACCGGGCCACCCCUCAUGAGUCUACGGGGCUUACCCCCUUCCAGCUUCGAACUAAUAGCCUCCCCUGUGUCGAUUACCGGGGUAAUUCAGAAAUUGUCGAAGCAGGGGGUAGGGACACGCGUGCAGCUCUCAAGGCCAAGGCCAAAAGGUACACCGAAUUAAUGGAACGGGCCGUCCCGAAGCUAGCCCGAAAAAGGCAAAGGAUGACCGAACUAGCCCACGGUAGACAGGUCCGUAGCUACGAGGCUCGGAAUGGAAAUGCUGGGCCCCAGUACCAAUAUAAAUUAGGGGACCUAGUGCAGGUACGUAAAUGUGUACGCGACUGGAAACUCGCUCCCAAGUUCUCUGGCUGUUAUCGUGUUGUCGAGCUCGGACCCAACGGCGCCAACACGGUAACGUGGACGGGCACUAACGAGCAUCCCGCGUGGAUCGAGAAUCCGGAGCUGCUGAUCAUACAGGCUUGGGGGACUAACGUGGAAGGAGAUCUUCUUGGCUUUCUCUUCGGAUCGGUACGACCGGGUCGACGCCACCUGAUUGCGCAGGAGCUUAUUGCACCGAUCGUGCAAUUGGCGGACGACCUCUCGCCCGACAUCUAUUUUCAGAGCGACGACAGUCCUGCUCCGUACAUUUUCGAGCGAUCAUUGGAUCCGUACCUUCAGUGGACUGCGUGCUUGGAGGAACCCAGGGACGAGGAUACGCUACCAUCGCGGCAGGAGUACCUGAAGCCGUAUGAGAUCAUCCCUCACGCCUUCUAUCCGAGGGCAGAGGAAGUGGUGAUCGACGACGACGAAGAAGAAGACGACGACGAGGAAACAUCGGAGGAGGGAAGCUACAGUGAAUAUAGCGAGGGAGAGCUGAGUGAGGAAGGAGAAGAAGAAGAAGAAGGAACCGAGUCUGAGUGGGAAGCCUUGCCAGAGGAAGCGACGGGCACGGGAACGGAGGCGAAAGAUCCGGAAGCAGUGCGAAAGCGUGAAGAAAUUGCCACCGGGAAGCGCCAGCUGGAGUUCGCCAGCGAAGUUAGCCUGCGCAUCGGUAGCGAUCCGACCAGGGAUCCAGAGCCGCCGAAGCCCGAAGAUGGCGACCCUGCAGCCGCCACCUCAAGUAUCGCGUGACGGAGACGACGCCGAUCCCCCUCCUCCUCUAGCCCCACCCGUCCCCCAGUUCGCCCACGUACCGAUGCG
This is a messenger RNA of Chara braunii, 1297 nucleotides long. The record is from the annotation of a GenBank genome assembly. Lineage: Eukaryota; Viridiplantae; Streptophyta; Charophyceae; Charales; Characeae.